GAACUGUGGAGCUUACGCGUGGCCUCGUGCCUUUUCUUGGUGGCGGGAAAAGUGGGUCGAGGUUGGAGGGGCUUGCAGAAUUGUUGCAGUAGUUCUCUCUGUUCCUCGCUCCAGAAGAGCACAAAAAAAGUGUAGCUUCUGAGCUGAAUGAUGACAACAUUGCAGAGUAAAGAAGAGUAUGGGAAAGGAUCAAAAAAACCCUUUAUCCCACCUGCACAAAAAGUGCAUAGCCUGAUGCCCUAUAACCCUAACUCACACAAAGAGGAGACUCUGGGGAUCAGUUCCCUGGAGGCAGAGGCCGGACCAAACCUGCUAAAGGCCAAGUUAGAGAAGAAGGAGGAGGAAGCAACCACAGUGAAUGGUCCAUGCAGUGACCAGGAGAAAAAAGUAAAGGUUCAAGACAACAAGCAAGCAGAGAAGAAAGAAAAGGAAAAAUCAAAUCUUACCGAUGAAGAGUUUGAGGAGAUUGUCCAGAUUGUUCUACAGAAGUCCCUCCAAGAGUGCUUGGGUAUGGCUUAUGAGACUUCCUGUGCCCAGCCCAUAAGACAUACCCAGUUAGACAAGGAACCAGGAAUUGCUUCUUCUACUACUGAUAAUGAUAAUGCUGAUAGAGAGUGGGUAACGGUACCUCAUAUUCUAGAGAUUUCAGCCUCUCAGGAAGAUGGAAUAAUCCCAUCUAAGCCAGACCAGCCAGAUCUUGCAUCAUCUGAGAAGAAAUUCAGUAAACUCUCCUUAAGGAGAAGAAAGAAAAAAGCUCAAGAUGAGAAAAUGAAGAAAGCCCAGCGAGGACAUGAGCAUAAACAGAAAGACCAACUGAAGAAAAUGGUUCAGGAUCAUGCUCAGAUCAGGGACCAACAAAAAGGAGAGGAAAGUGGUUUUGGUCAGUGUCUAGUCUGGGUCCAGUGUUCUUCCCCAAACUGUGGGAAAUGGAGGCGGCUUCAUGGGAACGCUGACCCCUCAGUCCUUCCAGAUAAUUGGUCCUGUGACCAGAAUACAGACUUGGAGUACAAUCACUGUGAUAUCCCUGAGGAGACCUGGAUAGGGCAUGAGAGUGAUGUGGCCUAUGCCUCCUACAUCCCAGGAUCCAUCAUCUGGGCCAAGCAAUAUGGUUACCCCUGGUGGCCAGGCAUGGUAGAAUCUGACCCUGACCUGGGGGAAUAUUUUCUUUUUGCUUCUCAUCUUGAUUCCUUGCCGUCUAAGUACCAUGUGACAUUUUUUGGAGAAACAGUCUCUCGUGCUUGGAUCCCAGUCAAUAUGCUAAAGAACUUUCAGGAGCUGUCUCUGGAGCUAGCUGGAGUGAAAAAGUGCAGAAACAAGGACUGCAGCCAGAAACUGGGGGCAGCCAUGAUAAUGGCUCAGGAGGCAGAACAGAUCGGUAUUCAGGAGCGGGUUAAAUUGUUUGGUUUCUGGAGCAGAUACAGUGGAUCUGACAAUAAUGGGGAAGGAAAAGACUUAAUGCUCACUGGGGCUAAGAGCCCAGAUUACUUCUUGGAGAAAGAAGAGGAAGAGUCAGACUUGGAGAAGGAGGAAGAGGAGGGAGAGAAAAAAGACCCAACUUUGCCCAGUCCCAAGCCAGCCAAAAUUCAGACAAAACCCCCCAAGGCAAGAGGCAUAGCAGAUGGACGAGAUGGGACUCAGCAAGGGAAGUCAGUGAAGAGAUCUCUUGGAAAUGAACCUGCAGCUGCUCCUGUACCCAUAAUGGGAAGGAAAAAAGUGCAUGGGAAUUCAGAUCCUGACCAGCCAGGUAAGGCUCUCCAGUGGUUCUCAACCUUCCUAAUGCCGCGACCCUUUAAUACAGUUCCUCAUGUUGUGGUGACCCCAACCAUAAAAUUAUUUUCGUUGCUACUUCAUAACUGUAAUUUUGCUACUGCCCCAGUCCCAUCCAUUCACUGUCGCCGUCUCCUGGCCACCUCAGCUGAGCUGGAUGGGCGCCCUGAGGGGCAGGGGCUGAGGUCACGACGUGCCCAGCGCUCUGCAGCGCACCCUGCACCACAAUCCGCCGGCACACGGGGGCCUGAGGUCGCACCCCGGGCGGGUGGUCUUGGCAUCCAGGUCCCAGCUCCCCUUCUGCGCCUGGGGCUCCCCGGCAGGUCUCCAGAGGGGCCUGUGGGCGGGGAGGCGGCUGCUGGGCGCCGCCUGGGGUUCCGGACCGGCGAUGGCAGCUGA
Molecule: messenger RNA, 2166 nt
Organism: Myotis lucifugus (little brown bat)
Lineage: Eukaryota; Metazoa; Chordata; Mammalia; Chiroptera; Vespertilionidae
Gene: ZCWPW1
Product: zinc finger CW-type and PWWP domain containing 1
Exons: 17
Coding region: 148-2166 (672 amino acids)
Cellular component (GO): nucleus
Molecular function (GO): zinc ion binding
Source: RefSeq, a predicted model, not a curated record